This is a messenger RNA of Babesia bovis T2Bo, 5137 nucleotides long. RefSeq lists its product as uncharacterized. The record is from RefSeq and is a predicted model, not a curated record. The coding region runs from base 31 to 4977 and encodes 1648 amino acids. The transcript is spliced from 3 exons. Lineage: Eukaryota; Apicomplexa; Aconoidasida; Piroplasmida; Babesiidae.
GCAGUUGGCACCGCCGAGGCCACAAGGAGCAUGAAUCUGGGUGUUACCUUACAUUUGAUCAUAUAUCUACACUUAUCAUUGGCAGCUGGUAUCCAAACCAAGGCUGUGAUAAGACAUGGUGGGAACAGGAUUCCCUUGAAAUCACAUUGCUGCUUAACCGUUGCGCGGAGUAACGUUGAUAGUGCUGCUAGAGGUGAUCUAUGCCGUCAUAAUAGGGCUACUAUACAAAAGGCAACUACCAGUACACCGGGCAACAUACACUUGGGACCCUCUGUGGCCUUUAUAUCACACAGUUAUAUUAAUUGUGGACCUCUGACACCCAGGCGACUGGCUGCAUGUCGUAGUACAGAUGAACGGAUGUGCCGUGAGGGCGAAGGCUUUGAAGGUGAUACCACCUUCGACGGCACCGUGGAAAGUGGCAGUAACCAAACUGGACUUACAAAGAAGCAGUACGAGUCGCUAAAAACAUUGCUUGAUACUAAUUUCCCGGUAGAGCCGACAGGAGAUGAAGAUGAAGCGCAUCCACUAAGUGAUAUAGUCCUGAAGUACUGGGGAAGGAAGCCUAACCCUAGAGAUGCGCUCAUGCAAAAUAUCGCCAAGUUAGAGAAGGAGUGGGAGGCCACUGGCAGCCGUGAGGAAGCGUGUAAGAAGCUGAAUUUACCACAACCCAUCAAAUUCAAACCUGAGCUUAUAAGUGCAAUGCUUAGGGAUAUGUUUGACUUGCGUAAAGAGCCCAGUACAUUCGUUGAAAAUGUGAUGGCCAUGAUGGGAUUUGCAUCAAGGGAAACUCACGCACCCGGCGACGGCAAGUGGCCCUUUGGAAUAAAGCCCAAGGACGCCAGUAUUGAGAAGCCACUGACCAGAAAUGCGUUGAUUGGCUACCUUGGGGUGGAUUACUACAGACAUCUCGAGCAGCUGGCCCGUAGGGAUCCCGAUAUAGCUCGAAGGAUACUGACGGUCAUACAUCGCAUGUACAGGGCACCGCAGCUGGUCUUAGACACCUGUGAAAACCGUGAACCAACUGACAAGGAGAUCUACAUGGACUCCGACAAGCUCAAGAAGGCCCAAUGUGUGGUUUAUAAGGAAUUCAUCAAGGACUACCCAGAUCUACAGUGGCCGGUGGAUGACCAGGGCUUCCUGGAUAUCUACAACAAGUGGUACCCCGAGGACGCAUUGGAGUUGAACAAUACGUUACCCGAUUUAAUGAAGCAGAUAUACGGCCCGGGUGACGAUAUAAAGCCUCCCAAUUUCUUUUACCGAUUUCUAGGAAUACCCGCAGUAAGUUGCGCAGCUGGAGCACUUUUGGGUGGCGUGGCAGCGCAGCUGAUCAACAUGGGAACACAGUUCAUACCCGGCCUGGACCUCCAGUACUUUGUAACCAACAAGGUAUGUGGCGCGGUAAUAGCACUUGGCACGUGGUUUGGAAUGUCAAGGGACCUGAAGGUCAAAGGCAGCGUCUUCCAACUGGCGCUGAAGACCCUCGUGGACAACGGGAUGAAGGAUAAUACAAAGUUAAGGGCAGCGGCUUAUAGCGGGAUCAUACCAAAGUAUGACGUGGUUACGGACUUGGAAAGGUUUGUAAUAUAUGCAACCAUAGCAGGGUUCAAUAGAGCUCUGCAGCUGGUAAAGGAAGGAUCCCGGAGUAUAGAUACGUGGAACACGUUAGCAAGGCAGGUUGGGAGAGUGGCCGAAGUGUGCUUACCCAUGUGCCGCGUGUCGGUAUACCGGAUUAUAUACUUUGCGGCAUGUGACCUUGCUUCAUCAGAUCUGCUACCAUGUACACAUGGAAACGAAGUACUCGGCAAGGCAAUAUCAGGUGACCCCGAGUACUCCGAUGACGAUUAUUCUGAGAUUUACAAGGAAAAGAAUGCUGCUCACGGGCUGCCGCCACCGGAAUCAUUCAGGGAGGCGCACCAAAGGACGGCCCUGCUGUUCACCACAUUCUGCCUACAGGCGUUUGGCAAUAUCAAGCACUUUACGCGCACUUCAGAAGAGCAACUUGACAGAUACCAGGAAUUCCUGAGGGAUAUAAAGCUUAUGAAAGUAUCAGAUGAAGCGUGGGACAACCUCCGGGACCAGCCUAUGCAACCGUCACUGCUGGACGACGUUGAAAAGUGGUCGAGGGACCUGGAACGUGCUGGCGGGAAGCUCAAACGAAUUGCUCUAGUGAGGGAAUAUGGAUUCAAUCCAUUAGAUGAAUUCAUGGGCGAAACCGCAGAGGAAAAGCACAACAGGAUGCAAAUUGAACUCCAAGAGGCCAGGGACGCCGUUAAGGACAUCACCUCACCAAUAGGCUACAAGCUGGAACUGCUCAAGGCAAUGUCUAUCAUUAUGUUCCUCAGGGAGGAGUGGCUACUUGAGCGUUAUAGGGACUUUAUCAAAAAGCAGUGCGUCGAGUUCAUCACCAACGAAAUUGAAGGCAUGUCCACGGAUAUAGACACCAAGAUACAAAGCUUCCAGAUAGCGGCAGCGCACGUAGCGGGAGUUAAGCGUGAUGCAAUCUUUGCACUAGCUAGACGCUGGAACGAGGAGAAUAAACUUGAUCACGAUAAACUAUUGGAACUUGGGCGUGCGGCUGGUAUAUCAGAUGACAUAGUAUUAGACGCAGCCAGUGCCGCGACGUUCAAUGAAAUGCUACAGGAAAUGUACAACUGGGACCUCACCACAGUCACUGCGGAAUUACUAAUAGAAAUAAAGGAACGGUAUAGAUGCCGGGAUCUGGUACUCAUCAAUGCGCUGUGUGAGUCAAUAAAGAAACAGACAGCAGAGCACAAGAAGGAAAUGGUGAAUGCGAAAAACAAGUACAACUGGAACCUUGUGGAGAAGCACAUGUCCAUAUUACUCCGAGGCAAAACCGCAGUUAUAAACGCAGCUGCCAGCACUAUCGACUGUAAACUGUGGUAUCGCAUUGACAGGGCAUUUCUACAGAACAUCCCGUUUGUAGACAAGGAGUUCACGGAUGAUGAAAUAUUGGGAACGGGGGAAAUAGCCAAAAUUAGCAACCAAGAUUGGGAAAUGAAGGAUCCGCCACCACCAAAAUCCGAUUUCCAGCAGAUGGAUGAAGAGUUCCAAAAGCAACUUGAUGACAUCAAGCCGCUGACGAUAUACGGCGAGGACACACGUACGCCAAUUCAUAAACAAUUGGAAAUAAUAGACAUGGUUGAAAAGGGUAAACUGGACCCCAAGUUCCAAUGCAUACCAAAUGUAUUGCACGUUGGGGAGCGCCCAAAGGAGCUAGAGUAUGAGAUUGAUCGGAAGCUACCCGAAGACCCGUACGAAUUAAGGAGGCAGAUAGUAUCCAGCCGAGAUGCAUACGCCUCAUGGGUGAUAUACUGCUACCGGAAGCGGGAUGUCAACCCCAAUGAUGUGAAAACACUGCUGACUAUAUUCCCAUUUCUGGAAAACAUGAUAAGCAGGAGCGACCUUGACUGGAGACGGUUGUACGCUAGACAACGAUUGAGACAAAAAGAUAGCCUGGGAUCAAAGGUCAAUUGGUGCAAGGAAAUGGAUUGUGAUGAAGCAACUGCAAGGAAAGUAUGUGGCAUUGCCUAUGAAGAGGAGCUACUCAGACGUACAGGAGCAUACGUGGAGCACAUAGAAGAUGAUAUCGGUGACGUUAAAGACCAUUACUUCAACCCUUUUGACCCGUCUAUAUACAACAGGCUGAACUACUUGUACUCUGAACGGGUUCCAGGUGAACUGGAGCUUGAGAACAUCCAAAAGCUCCAGCAGUUCUUCGAUCUACCACCCGAAGAUAUAUCAGUUAUACACACUAAAUGCUUUUCUUAUGCACUGAGCACGCAUUUUUGCAAUGUCAUGAAAAAGUCACCGCGGGAAUGGCUAGAUAAAGUAGAAUCAGAACUUGUGCCACUGGCACAGAAACUGUAUAUAGAAGAGCGACCUUUGGAUAUGAUGCUGAGGAAGGCUGAAUACGACUACCUCAUGGUAGAAGCCAAUAGACUUAUGAUGGACCGGAAGCCAGGAAAGGACUUUGAAGAACGAUGUGACUAUAUAAUAGAGGAGUUCAAGAGACUGAAGGUAUUCUAUUCCAAAAAUGGGAACCACAGGCAGAAAUUCUCCAUUAGCUCGCACAACGACAACCUGCUGGAAGAAAUCAUGGGUGCAUUCAUCAUAUCACACUGCGAUGUAUACGGAUACGUUGAUCAGCGUAAACUAGAUGAGCAGUGCGCGGUAUAUGGGAUGUGCGGAGAUUUUAGAAGAAAGAUCCUCAAUCGCUUAGGGCGUAAAUUCUAUCACAGGUUCCUGCGCAAAUUCAGUGAAGAAGAACUUAGCAUGGACUCAUUCAAAGAAUUGGAACACCUCCACAGGACAUAUGAAUUCACCGAUCAGGAUGUAGCAGACAUAUACAAAACCCACGUUGGAAUACGGAUACGUGAUUGGUACGACCCCCAAGCUGGAUUGGAUAGUUUGAAACGGCUGAUACCGUUAAUACACGAUAAGAACAUCAGCUACUUCAUACCGUUCGAAAGGUCAAGGCGAGUGCAGUGGCUGUUUAAUAUAGUCAACGACUGUAUCAACCACGGAGUGGAUAAAGCUGAUACACGCAUAUACACGUAUACAGUAGAAGAUUUCAUGCAGCUUACGUACGAAGGCGGUGAAGAAGACUUUGAGUCCCUCCAAGGCAUCAUCAACACAGCCAUACGGGCAUUACACAUGACACCAGAGGAAAUUGAAAUAUCGAGAAUCGUUAUCGCAGAAGAACUUGGAGGAGCCGCUUUGGAAAAGGCAAUGCAAAUGCUACAAGUUAAGGGAGGAAUAUACUCCGCAGAUGGUGAAGUAUCUAAAUUUGUUAGAGCAAUGGCAGUAGCACCCAAAGGAACCAUACCGUCCAUCAAGAAAAACCUACCAGUCAUAAGGAAUUAUGAACUUAUACGUAAAGUUAUCAUGAUGCUACCGUGCUCAGAUGAUGCAUUGGCCAAAUCAAUCAAGAUGCUAAAUGAAGUUGAACAAGCAUGAAAAUAGCAGUUACACAACCAGUUAGUACAUGUAACGUACACCAAUGUGCCAGUACAUGUACAUUAAACAACGAUGGCCUUUUCUCCGCAGCAGUACACUUUUCGCAUUAGCUGUGAUAUGCAUACCCACGGACCCUAGAACUACAUUUAACGAAUACCAG